UACGGUAAGUAUUUAUUAGGGUAAUAAUAAAACAUAAACAACUGUGUAGUUAUUUUUGGUUGUCUGUAGAUGUCUCUAUUGUCUGAGUAGCUGUUAGUGGCUAUGUGUGGAUGUCUGUGUACUGUCUAUAUGCAUCUGUAAGUUUUUGUUUAUGUCUUCAUGUUAAAUACUUACCGUACAGUACCGAUGUUAAUGAAUCAUCCUGCAUUAUUAUAGAAACGAGAGAAGAAGUCAAGAAUUUUUUAAAAAAGAGUAUCAUUUUUUUCUUUUCUGCUCGAUAAAAAAUAUUGUGUGCUUUGUCAUUGGUGGACGAUACCGAACGGCCACUUUAUCGUUCAGGUGAUUUCCCGGACCACUAUCGAAGUAAACAGUUAAAUUGGAAAAAGUGACAUUAUAUGUCGUCAGAUAUGUGUGAAAGACUUCUAAUUAAUAUUCAACUACGGUCAAAGACAACUCAUAGCAGUCCACUGAUGGGUUUAAAACUACCUGAGUUAUAACUAAUUUAAAUUUUAGUCAGAAGUUUACAAUAGUUAUAAUUAUGAACCACAGUUAUAGCUAUUAACUCGCGUUGAUUGAUAUAAUUGCAGUUGAGAGAGUUAUAACUAUUUCAACUUUAGUUAUAACGGUGACAUAGUACAAAUUGAAAUGCGUUUUCAUAAUUUUAUUUUAGGUUAGUAGUCAUUACUAAAACUGACACAGUUAUAACUGGAGCUGAAAUGGUUAUCACUUUACCCAUUAGCAGUUGUAACUCAUUCAGCCCCAGUUACAUCGAUCAAUCCAAGUUCAUAGUUAUAACUAGGACUUCAAUUGUAUCAACCUUUUUAGAAAUUUUCUCAAUUUUUAACUUUCAAAGAACAGUUUUAAACCCAUCAGUGCAGCAAUCGCACUAAUCACAAGAGAAUAAAUCAAAGUAAACUACUGCACUUUCUGUCAACGAAGCAAUAAUACUCUAUGAAUACGGUAAAUAAUCCCAAUUUUAUUUUAGUUGAACAGUUCUGUGUCACUUUCAACAACAUCAUUUGUAUGUAGUAAGGUCAGAAUUCGAAAGCUGGAUUAAACUUAAAACUCUGUGCAUGAGAUCAGAAGAUGAACAUAUUUUUAUCGCUCGGUAGACCAUUGAGCUAAUGGCACUCACUUUGUAUGAGCGUUGGGCGAAAGGGUCCGAUUUUGUCAAGAGUUCUGUAUACAUGAUUUUUCUGUUAAUUAUGGUAGAAAAAGAUAUUGUUAAAUGAAGUGUAAGAGUAAUUUUUAUAUCAAGAAACGAAAUUAAAUCAUUAACGUCUUCUUCAAGGGUAAAUUGUAUAUCAGUAUCAAAACUAUUCAGAAUAUCAAGGAUUUUGUUUACGCAUAGGCGUCUUUUCUAAGAAGAGUAAACAUAUCAUAGAUAAAACGCUUCCAAUACAAUACGCCAUUUAUUCGCAGUCUAAAGAUUAAUUUUGAUUCAACGUAGUUCACAUAGACGUCCGCAACAAAGGUUCUAAAGGUGACCUCAUGGCUACACUGUAAAGGAGAAAAUUAUUUAUAGAAAAUGCUCGGCGAAUUUCAAAGAAUCCAUAUAUAAAUUCCUCGAGCAUUUUCUAGUUUAUAGAAAAUAGAAAUUUCCAGUUUAUAGAAAUUCCUCCUCGAAUUUCCAGUUUCUUGGAAAUUCGUUGUCGAAUUUCUAUACUAAUUCCCAAGAAUCUAGAAAUUCGGGGAAUUAUUUAUAGAAAUUCGAAGAGGAAUUUCCAUUAAUAAUUCACAUGAAAACUGAAAAUUCGAGAAGGAAUUUCUAGAGACUUUUUAAAUAACUCCAAAGAAUCUUUGCAAUUGUCGUGAUAUCGACAGAGAGAAACCACCACAGUCCUUGCUUUUCAUUAUUUGUAUUUUAAUAACACAUUUAUUGUCUCUACAUUAAAAAAGAAUUAACGAAAACAGCACGCCUACUCUGCGAAAGAAAACAGAAAAUAAUGACUUUUUAUUUGUAAAAAUAACAACAGAAAACGAGAACCGGUAAAAAUGUUGUUUAUGUAAUUAAAUCAAUUAAUUCAUUGGAAGAUACUAAAUAGAGAUAAAAGACGAAACGAUUAGUGGCAUAAGAGAGUAUUUCAUGUGCUUCUUUGAUCCGUGGUAUGUGCUCUCCGAAAGUGUAAGAUAAAAGAAUGAGAGUCUUUCACAAAAUAGCAUAUAAUUGAGCUCCCCUCACCCAUCAGCUCACGAGCUAAUAUAAAGUCUAAAUGACAUUAUAUUGAAGACAAUACCUACAAAAGUUCAAUGCCUAUAUAUAGGUCACCCGUAACCAAAGGGUUAAUGUCUUUGAUAUUGAUGCGUGAUCAUCUGGUGAAAAUUUACUUCUUGCAGCAGGUUCUUUAAAGCUAUAUUGUAACACAGCGUCAUAUUUGAAUUUCCGUUUGUAGACGUAACAGACAAUAGCCAAUGUUUUAGCCGUUGUAUGAAUAUGAGUAACUGGCAGUUUUUUCAAUUAUUUUCAGCGCUCUUAGUAAAUAAUCUUCUGCUUUUUUGUGUAUUUCUGCGUUAUCUAUGCUUGUAGAUAUUGCAUCAAAGAUUUAUCGUACCAUCGUGAAUUUUCGUACAAAUUUGCAAUAUUUCGUAAUGUCUUGCCGGUAGCUAGGUGUUUUUCAGGUAAUGUUUUCUCUCUGAUGUCGAGUGCUUGUGUAAGAUAAUCUAAAGCGAUAUCAAAUUUCUAGCAUACACUGCCAAUGUUAGUCAAAGUGUCAGCAGUUUCUCUAUUGUAUGUAUUAGGAAAUUGUUUCAUUACAUCAAAAGCUCGUUCAAAAUAUUCUAAAGCUCGAUCUGAUAACGAAUGGCAAAAUAGACGAUUUCUUUAAAAUUUAUUUUACAAAUGAUACACGAAGUUCGAUAGAUGAUAAAACAAGAAACUGGAAAUAACAUUUUAUAAUUAAUCAUUCAAAACAUAUUAUUUGUUUGUUAGUUUAUGUUCUUAUUCAAAUAGGUAUACUGAUAUGGAUUAUUGUUCGUCCAUAUACGAUGAUUUAUGUUGUACACCAACAAAAUAUGAAUCCAUCAAUUGUAACAGCUAAAAUAUCUGCAAUAUUAUUAUCAUUCAAUGCUAUAUUGAUGAUUAUUUUAAUGUUAAAACGAACAAUAACAUUAGUUAGAAGUUCAUAUUUACGUUAUGUAUUACCAGUUGGUUACCAUAUUGAUUUCCAUCGCUGGAUUGGAAGAUAUAUACUUGUUCUAGCAUUCAUACAUGCACUAUCCCACAUGAUUGAUUUUGCAAUUAUAAAAACACGUAUGUGUUUUCUGUUUUAA
This is a messenger RNA of Didymodactylos carnosus, 3270 nucleotides long. The record is from the annotation of a GenBank genome assembly. Lineage: Eukaryota; Metazoa; Rotifera; Eurotatoria; Philodinida; Philodinidae.